UUACAUAAGUAAUGAAAAUAAUAUUGUCACCCCCCAGAACCCAAAUCCGAGGCGCGACAGACACCGUGCACUCGUGAGACAGGUCCCACAAGUGCACAAGGCUCGGAACUUAUUCAAAUCACAAACUAAUACCAUCAAAAUCUAAAGAUCAAAAUUUAAAAUCUCUCUGAUAUCAUAAAUCUCCAAUAAAAUCUCCAAAUACAAGAUCAUGAUUUAUUUCUAAAUCUAUGCUCAAUCUCGAAAUGGCUAGCCUUCUAACUUGUCACUUCCUGUGGUUUCCCCGUCCUCGAUUUCACUUCCUGAAAUGGUGGACAAGGAAAACUAUGAGAUAAACUCAGUAAGUAAAUAUGGAUAGCCCUUGGGUAAAAAUGUAAGCAUGCCAGAUAAACCAUGUAAGUAUAACAAAACUUUCACAAAUAAACUGUUAAUGCAGAAAUCAAGUUCGGUUCAAUAGCAAAACGUUCAAUGACAAAACCGUCAAUGCAAAAUCAUAGCAUGCCAACAAGUGUAAUCACGAAAACAGAUACAGUACGGGCACGAAAUAGACGUCUCCUCUAUGGGGCACGGCCAGUGUUUAAACCUCCCACUGGCAGGCUACAGGAAUUACUAGUGUUUAACCCCCACUAGUAGGGAUACAGGAACGAACCGGUUCUAUCAAUAACAUAUCGACAUGCGCCGACAUGUGCUAGCGUUUAACCCCCACUAGCAGGAUCAUCAAUAACAUAUCGACAU
Molecule: messenger RNA, 732 nt
Organism: Rubroshorea leprosula
Lineage: Eukaryota; Viridiplantae; Streptophyta; Magnoliopsida; Malvales; Dipterocarpaceae
Source: the annotation of a GenBank genome assembly